Carya illinoinensis is the source of this 621-nucleotide messenger RNA. Its product is annotated as germin-like protein subfamily 1 member 13. Lineage: Eukaryota; Viridiplantae; Streptophyta; Magnoliopsida; Fagales; Juglandaceae. Gene Ontology annotation, cellular component: cell wall. Gene Ontology annotation, molecular function: manganese ion binding. Bases 1 to 621 code for a protein of 206 amino acids. The record is from RefSeq and is a predicted model, not a curated record. The transcript is spliced from 2 exons.
AUGAAAACUAAGUACCUCAUAAUAGUUGUGGCCCUUUUGGCUUUGGCUUGCUCCCUUGCCUCUGCCUAUGACCCUAGUCCUCUGCAGGACUUUUGUGUUGCGGUCAAGGAUCUCGCUUCUGCUUUAUUUGUGAAUGGAAAGUUCUUCAAGGACCCAAAACUUGCCUUAGACAAUGACUUCUUCUUCUCGGGACUAAACGUUCUCAGAGACACCUUAAAUCCUCUUGGGUCGAACCUCAUUGCUGUGAAUGUGGAUAAUCUAGUAGGCCUCAACAACCUAGGCAUAUCCUUGGCUCGUGUCGACUUUGCACCAUAUGGUUUGAUUCCUCCCCACAUCCACCCAUGUGGCACUAGAUUUCUCAUAGUCUUAGAGGGUACUCUGUACAUUGGGUUUGUCACGUCCAACGGAGAUGGUAACCUCCUCUUCACCAAAAUGCUAUAUCCAGAAGAUGUCUUUAUAUUCCCAAUUGGCCUAAUUCACUUCCAGUUGAAUGUAGGAAAGACCAACGCAGUUACCUUUGUUGGUUUGAGUAGUCAGAAUCCAGGGGUCAUCACCAUUGCAAAUGCAGUCUUUGGAUUUGACCCAAAAAUCAAUCUCGAUGUUCUCGCCAAGGCCUUCUAG